GGAAACGUCACUUCCUGUGAAACAAUUAGAAUAUGGUCUCUGUUUCCAUAAUAUUUACAUUUCGAAAUUAACCUCUUUAUUUCAUAAUUUGAUAUCUGUUCGGAAAAGCUAUAUAUUUGCAUCAGAUAUAUCAGAUUACACCUUAUCACUAUUUAUUCCAUUCAGGGGUAAAAUAAUACUGUGUUCCUGUGAAGAAAAGAAAACUAACUAAAAAUGGGAGACAAGAAAAUUACCAUGGAAACAAUCCAGACUUAUGUGAGGCUUGACAAUGAGAUACAUAUGAUGGAAAUAAAAAACGUACGGAAGAGCCUGAAGAUGAAAGAAGACCAUCUAAAAGAUGUACAGCAAACUGAAUCCCAGCUUAAAACACACUACAAAGAAUGUCAGGAUAAAACGAAAAAAGAAAAAGCAGAUGUUGAUGAUUUAACUGGUAAAGGCGGGCAAAUACAGGCAUCAUUAGGCAAAGCUAAGUUUGAUCAACAAAUGUCCAAAGAACAGGCUGAGUACUUAGAAGCUUUAAACAAAGAAGAAUUGGCGAAGAAAGAUUUAGAAGGAAUCACAAAACAAAUCUCAGAUAUCCAGGCAGAAAUCAAGAACCUUACACCUGAGGUGGAAAAACUAGAUAAACUUGCUGCUGAACAGGAGGAAUUACUGUCCAGCAUCUUCAAAGGUGAUUAUGGAAGUCAAAAAGAAAAUGAACUGGAAAGUAAAAUGGACAUGUUAAUAGAAAAGAGAAACAGAGUGGGAGUGGCCAAAUAUAAAUGGACCAAUGGUAAAGUCCUUCUACAACAUGCUGUCAAUCAAUUAGCAUAUGCUGUCAAAAAGUGGGAUGAGUUGGGAAAACUAGACAAAUCCGAUACAAAAACAAUGUAUACCAUGGCUACAGAAGCCAGGAACAACUUGUCAGCAGCAAUUCAGAAUUUACAGAACACACAGAAAUACCUGAGUAACAUACAGUUCCCCUAUUGUAAGGAGGACGAGAUCAAGACUCUACAGAAAGCUACAGCUAACGUGUACAUAGAUAUGAUGACAACUGACAGACACAAGCAUGCUCUUAACUGUUUUAGUGUCACUCACAAGAGGAGUUAUGCCUUACUGCAAUGGUUUGAUAGUGUUCUAACGUCUGUAAUUGAGAAGGAUUUUAAAUCAGCCGCAGAUGAAGAGAGAGAAAAUGCUAAACAGUUACGGAUAGAGAGAUUGAGACUGAUGAAGGAAUCAGUGGAGAAAGACGGAGGAACCUGUAAUCUGGAUGCUAGUUUACAAAGACAACAGGAGGAGUGUGUUUUAUCACAGCUUGAAGGUCAGGAAGAAAUAAAUGACAAACAGGUAGAACAGGAACUGGUUGGUUUGACCAAUGCUGACGAUGUACCAGGAUCAGAGGGAUCUUCUAAAGACAUGCCACCACCCACACCAAUGCCACUGAAGGACCUGGCGCCACCACCAUCGGAAGAAAUGUUGUUUGGAAAUAUCAACAAGCUCAAAGAUCAAUAUACAAAAGAAAAGUCAGAGUUUACAAAAGUUCAGGAAAUGAAUAAACAAAGACUUGACCAGGGUUUACAAGAGAAGCUAGCAGCAAGACGUAAUCGUAAAAAGAGGGUCCAGGAAGAAUAGGCCUAGAGAGAACCAAUCAACAAUACGUCCAAAUAAUUGAUUGAAUGUUAAAAUUGUCAAUACAUUCUGUAUACUAUUUGUAUAAUAUGUUGUUGUAGAUAACUGGAACCGUCCAAUAUGUACUAGUGAUAUUUUGGUUUUCAAAAUUGAUAACUUUAAAAUUCUUUAAAAGCAUACUUAUUACAGUAUAAAUUGUUUCAAACCUAAAUAUUUUAAGGUAUACAGGUCUUCAUCAGUUUUAGAAAUGAAAUUGAUUUGCACUAUGAAUUAAGUCCCACACUGAAGGGUUCUGUCUUUUUAUCUCUUUCCAAAAUUUCAAUCAAGCAUGACUCAAAUGAAUAUAGUAGCUGAAAUACUUGCAGAAAUUUAAAAGACAAUCACAAUACAAUUACACUAUGAGUUUGUUUUAUUUGAAUCUCAUCAAUCUGAUUGGAGCAUAGGCAAUCAUGUGACUUUAAAUGUUUAUUCAUCAUUAGUGUACUCUAGCAAUAAACCCAAGCUAGGUUGCAUGUUCCUCUGUAACAAUGUCUUUGAAACUACUUAGUAAGUUCUGACUGCAUGAGAACCUUUAAAACAACAUAUACAAAACAUUAAAUUUAAGAUAUUUAAACUUCAAAAAAUAGUUAUUAAAGUUUAUUAGGUGUAGAUUAGAUUGAAGGGUUAGUUUUAGAAUAAAGUGCUGUAGCUAGUAAUCAAAUUCAGGUUCCAUAACUCAUGAACAAAAUGUGAACUUAAACAUUAAAAUAAAAAAGGCUUUAAAGCAAGACAAUGACACUUAAGAAGAUCAAUUAACAUAUGAUUUUUGUUAUUCUUUUAAAUGAUAUUCACCUUUGGCAUCGCUCAAAAUUAUAAUACCAAAACUAAUUAAAGUCUACAUACAAAAGCAGUUUUUGUAAACUUUAAAAAAAAACAGUAAAUAUUUGUGUAUGUAAAUAGAAUGAACCAAUUUAAAAGUGUUUUUUUCUAUCUUAUGAUUUAUGUUGACUAUUUUAUGGUCAAGGUUAACUAGGACCAAUCAAUAAGCUCCAAUUUAUUAUUUUGCCUUGAUGCAGUUUCAUUUUUGAACUGUUACAUUACAAUCUGUAUGAUAUGAGUGUUAGUUGUUAUGUCUUAGUAUGUAAUAGACCAGAAAUAUAUUUCUUAGUUUUAUGUCACACUUUACACAGACAUAACAAUGCAAUUCAAUGUAUAAAUAUGUUCUAUGUCAGUUAUGAAAACUAAGAAUGUUAUUUAAAUGGCCUUUACUGAGUUAGUGUUGUACAUUCCGUCCUAUAAUCUUGUGCAGCUUUAAUAUAUAUAUUGUGAGUUAUAUAUCUGUUUGUAUGAUUUUGUUAUUAUCUCCCUUUGUAUGAUUUUGUUAUUAUCUCCCUUUGUAUGUUAUUUGGGUUAUCUCCCCUGGUAAGCUCAAUGUAUGGUGAUCUCUCAUCAAAGAAUCUGUGAUAGGCUUCAUAUCAUUACCCUUUCUUACACUAUUAGUCAUAUAAGUAUAUCCCUGUUAGGUAAAUUAGUAUAGACUUAUAUGUGAAAAUCAUAAUUUUGUCCAGACUAAGUUGAUCUUUAGGUGGUACCUAACACUUUAACUAAAAUUAAUUUGGUUCGUUUAAUUUUCUUAAAAUUUUGACAAAGUAUUUACUUUGACCCUUUGACAAAAAUAUAAAAAUUUGAAAAAAUUUGAACGAACCGUUUUAUCAAAAAAAUUACACUGGUUAUAUAGCAGUUUGACAAACACUUAUAUUGAUCAUUGAGAAGCUUAAUAUUUCCCUUAUGAACACUAUGUCAUUAAAACUUUCUGCAGAUUUUACAGAGUUAUCUCCCUGCAGUGUUAGGUACCUGAGAUCUAUACUAUACUGGUCUGUAAUUUUUGUCCGUCCUGCAAUCUGCUCAUGUUACUUAAUGUAAGCCAAAGUUUCUAGAUGUUUUAGAACAGAGAAACAAAGAUGUUUUGUCAGAUAAAUACAAAAUGAAAACAUUUCUACCUUAACUUCAAAAAUUAAUUUAAAAAUCAAAAUACCUCAUUAUUUGAAUUUCAAAUUGGAAGCAAAGAAUAGGUUAUGAGGUCUUUUUUUAUGACCUGUCUUCUGCUGGAAGGAUCCUAUACACUGUUAUAGAAUACCUUACUACAUGUAGUAAAAAUAACAUUGUUAGAAAAUGGAAAUGUUAGAAUGACAUUUUGUAGACGUUUGAAAUUUGUUAACGUAUAAAGCAUGCUGUCCGUUAAAUUUGCCAAAAUUGAAAAGGUAUUUCAAUCAAAUUUUGUUUUCUUUAAGAUAAAUAAUUGAUCGAUUUAGAUGUUCAGAAAAUAUUUAUAGAAAUGAAAUUUUCAUAUUUGAAUUGUUAGAUUUUUAGAAAAUAUUGGACAUCAUCAAGAUUUAAACAGAAUUUUGGGAAACUUGAUCCUCAAAUGUGUGAAUGAUAUUGGUUAAAAAUUUGUAUCAGAACCAGGGGUCGAAUUUAAGCUUUUUUGUGUACUGGUCCGCCGGACCAGUGGACUGAAAUCUCUACUGGUCCGGCUCCAAAUCUACUGGUCCUGCAAAAAUGGCAUUAAUUUGACAAACACUAAUAUAAAUGACAGAUGUUUAAUUUUAUUUUGAUGCUUUCGUUUACAUAAGUUAGACAGUAACAAAGGAAUAGACUUUAUUCUGAUUUUGAUAAAAGCUUUGGUAAUCUCAAUGAUUUUCUUUAUCAAAAUCAGGAUAAAGAACAGAAAAAAUAUCAACAUUGUCUUCCACGUCCGCAAUCUGACAUUUGACGAUCCAGUUACGAAAAUACAUUUCCUAUCUAGGUCUGUCACUGCAAAUUUUUCACAUAUUGUACAGUUCAUUAAAUUCCAAUCUACUAUAUAAUGCAACCAUUCACAAUCUUUUUCCCAUGAUUUUUGGUAUUUGCGUUUCCUUUGGUCACUUUCGUAUACUUUAUUUUGAUCUUCCUUUUGAUUUUCAGUUAUCCUAUUUUUUUUGUCUGGCGGUUUAACUCCUUCCAAAAAUUUCCACAUUUUAUAUUGUUGUGAAGGACGCUCAUCUGAGAUAUUAAUUAACUUGUUCAAUUGUAAUACACCCCAGUACCGUGUAAUUGAGUUCACAGGUAAAUUGUUUUGUAAACAAACGGAGAUUGCAAUGCAAUCAGUGAUUUUUAUCGACAAAUUUCUACUGGUCCGCUGAACCACCAGCUGACAAAAUCUACUGGUCCGACACAAAUUUUACUAGUCUCUGACUACCCGACUAGCGCUAAUUUCGACCCCUGAUCAGAACACCUGAUUGAUUUGGGAGAUCAAAAAGUAUUUUUUAGAUAAAUUGUAAAAUUAGCGCUCAAGUUCUAGAUGUUAAAUAUAUACAGAAAACAAGAAAAUAUGCUUUAAAUCCAAAUACUUUAACUCAAUCACUAAGUAUAAAUAUGGCACAUAUUACUGUAGUUAGAUAUAAAUUAAAGUGUAACUAUUCCAAAAAGCACCCUAAUUAUUGUGAAUAAACACCUUUUUUAUGUCUUUUACUUUAUACACGUUGUGUUUUACAUAAAUUAUUAUGUUGUAAUAUUUUUGUUACAGAUAUUUAGAGAUUUUUUUAUUAUUAAACAUCAUUGAUUCA
Messenger RNA from Mytilus trossulus (common blue mussel), 5192 nucleotides. RefSeq lists its product as uncharacterized. Gene Ontology annotation, cellular component: cilium. NCBI's taxonomy places the organism in Eukaryota, Metazoa, Mollusca, Bivalvia, Mytilida, Mytilidae. The record is from RefSeq and is a predicted model, not a curated record. The coding region runs from base 214 to 1611 and encodes 465 amino acids. The transcript has 14 exons.